Molecule: messenger RNA, 3419 nt
Organism: Pogona vitticeps (central bearded dragon)
Lineage: Eukaryota; Metazoa; Chordata; Lepidosauria; Squamata; Agamidae
Source: RefSeq, a predicted model, not a curated record
ACGGGUGGGCGGUGCGUCAGCGGCGGCGGCGACGGCGGCGGCUCCUGCUCUUCGGCUGGGGACAGCCGGGGAAGGAAAGAGAGAGAGAGAGAGACUGACUGGGAUGCACGAUUAAGGAUGGACGUAUAUAUGAAUUUCCAAAGAAGUUAAUUUUCCUGAUGUCUGGGAACCUGCUUUCAUUAUUAAAUCUCAUGACUGGAAAAUUUGCAUCCACAAUGUUCAUCUGUCUACAUAUAAUUGCAACCAGCACCCUAGGAUCCAGCUGUGGGUUUGUUGGCAAACUAACACUGAUGCAACUGAAUGUGGAAAAGAUUGUUGCACAAUAAAUCUGGAACUGCGUCUCUAAUACUGGGAAUAGCAAGAAUCCUCUACAUGAAACUACUCCCUCUAAUAUCUAGAACAGUCAUUUUCAAAUCAGCAUGUCUCAGGUUGUGGAUAUAUCAGCAACUGUGUGUCUUUAUGUUCAGUUAGAAGGGAAAAAUGAAGAGCCUAUAUAUCUGUAAAAAUGAAGUCUCAUUCAGAAUUAGACUUUGUACUAAAUCAGUUUUCUGUUGGAUUAAAACAUUCAUUUGCUUUAAAGACCACUGACAGCAGUUUGAGCAGUUGUGCAUUUUAUAUUAGUCAAACUGAAAAACCGUUUUGAAAUAACAUAAAUUCUUAGAUUGUUCCUUCAAUUUUAGAGGCUAUACUAAAUGCAAAUUGUUUAAAAUGCCAGUUUAGUGUGUUAUUAAAUGUUUACUGUGAUGAAAACAGACAUGCUAGAUGUGCAGCUGACAAACCAAGAAACUGAGAUUUGAAAGAACUAUCAGUAAUCACAUUUCACUUUCUUCCGUUUAAAAUUAAGUUAUGGAAGCUGCACAGAAAAAAUUCUCCUUAGGUCAUCAGUCAAAACAAAAGGGGACUGUAGCACAAGAAGAUGGCAGUCCUCCAACAAAAAAAGCAAUGACAGAAGUACAUGUAAAAGAUAAAAUACAAACAAUGGUAAAUAAAUUGUCGACAAUUAAAAAGGAACACUUGGAUGAAUGUGAAGAAAAUGUUUUGGAGGACAGACAGGAAGGUGCCAGACCAAACAUUGCUGCAAUGCCUGAGCCUUUGAACUUAAAUCCUGGGUUGAAACAUACACUGGCACAGUUCCAUUUAAGCAGCCAGAGUUCACUGGGUGGACCAGCAGCAUUUUCUGCUCGCCAUUCCCAAGAAAGCACGUCUUCUGUCUUCAUACCUCUCCCAUCACCUCAGAUCCUUCCUGGCCCACUGCUUGUUCCUUCAGAUAGCUCUACAGAGCUGACUCAGACUUUAUUGGAGGGAGAGAGUAUAUCUUGCUUUAAAGUCGGAGGAGAAAAGAGACUCUGUCUGCCUCAAGUCUUGAAUUCUGUGCUCCGUGACUUUUCUCUGCAGCAGAUUAACACAGUUUGUGAUGAACUUUACAUCUACUGUUCUAGAUGCACUUCUGACCAGCUUCAUAUUUUAAAGGUUUUGGGAAUCCUUCCAUUUAAUGCUCCAUCUUGUGGGCUGAUCACACUGACAGAUGCUCAGAGACUGUGCAAUGCUCUGCUGCGCCCUCGUACUUUUCCUCAGAAUGGUAGCAUACGUCAUGCUAAAGGUUCACUGGAUCAACUAAAGGAAAUUGGUGGUGCCUUUGAAGUAGAGCAUGAAUGUUUGGGCAAGUGUCAGGGUUUAUUUGCUCCACAUUUUUAUCUUCAGCCAGAUUCCCAGUGUAUUCAGUGUUCAGAAUGCUAUGGGAUGUUUUCACCCCAAACAUUUGUGAUGCAUUCUCAUCGCUCUCCUGACAAGAGAACAUGUCAUUGGGGCUUUGAAUCAGCCAAAUGGCAUUGUUAUCUGCAUAUUAACCAAAAAUAUCUAGGAACCCCAGAAGAGAGAGAUUUGAAACAUCUUUUGGAAGAAAUGAAAGAAAAGUUUAGUGUGAAAAAUCAGAAAAUAACCCAAUCUAAAGAAGAUUCUCCGUAUAACCUAGAACUUCAACAGUGGUAUCCAGUUAUAAAGCAAGAAACAGACUCUGUUAAUCAGACACAUUCAUUCAUGCAUCCCAGCUACUACUUUUAUAUGUGUGAUAAAAUGGUUGCACCCAAUGUGUCCCUUACCUCUUCAGUACCACAGUGUAAAGAAAGCACCAAAUCGGUAGAGAAAAUCUCAGAAGUUAUUAAAUCUCUACCUGGGCAGUUGGUGAAACAACAUAGCAGUGGCAAACGCAAAAAAGCUGUUCUCUACCCUGAUAUCUCACUUGAUGUGCAAAAAAAUGUUGAUUUAAAAUUUAACACAGAAGUAUGUGCUAGUAUAGAGCAAUCUGUAUCCAUUAAGUCUGCAAACAGAAGGAAAACUGAACAGGUCCCUUCCAAAGUGACUAUGGAAGAUAAUGAAGCAGUCAGCAGUGGUACACAAUCCUCUUCCUAUGUUCCUGUUGGUGGUACUGCUUGUGAUGAUGACAAAGGAAAAAUGAUGGAAGCAGUCAUGAAAACAUACAUAAAACAGCAAGAAAAGCUCCAUACAAUUUUGCAAAAGAAGCAGCAUCUUCAAAUGGAAGUAGAAAUGUUAAGUAGUUCAAAGGCCAUGAAGGAGUUGACAGAAGAGCAACAGAAUUUACAAAAAGAACUUGAAUCUUUGCAAACUGAACAUGCUCAAAGAAUGCAAGAGUUUUACAUUGAGCAGAGAGACCUGGAGAAAAAGUUAGAGCAGGUAAUAAAGCAAAAAUGUACCUGUGAUUCUAACUUGGAAAAGGACAAAGAAGCAGAGUAUGCAGCCCAGUUGGCAGAGCUGAGACAGAGGCUGGAUCAUGCAGAAGCUGAUAGGCAAGAACUUCAAGAUGAAUUGAGACAGGAAAGAGAAGCAAGACAAAAGUUGGAGAUGAUGAUCAAGGAACUAAAGCUUCAGAUUCAGAAGUCUUCAAAAAACAGCAAAGGGAAAUAAAGUGCCAAAAGGAAUAUAUCUGCAUUUUUCUAGCAGGGCUAACACAUUACCUGUCAAGGAGAAGCAAAGCCAUGGAGAAGCAAAGGUAUUUGGGACAUCUUGGGGAACUUCUCUUAUGCAAGCAGCAUCAGUGAAGCAGAGUUUUCCAUUUCCCAAUGAUAUCAAUGAUAUUUGCACAAGAUGAGUUCUCAGAGGACUGUGCCCAAUGUAUGCAUAUAAAUCUGUAAUGAUAUACAAGUGUACAACUUCCAGACUGACAAAAUCUGUAUUUGUGCUGCUUUUUUUACAGUUAAAAGCAAUGUUGCAACCUUCUGUUUUUAUAGUGCUCAAUGUAUAUUCUUUUUACAAUCUGUCUCGAGGGCUCUCUACCUUUUACUGAAUGCAACUUUAUUCAAAAUAUGCAGCAUCCACAUACUUUCUUUCAUUUGCAUGCAUUCAUUUACAUAAAAUAGUGCUGUAGUUCCAAGAAUUUAAUACAGAAAAAAAUAUUGCAGAGA